Molecule: messenger RNA, 958 nt
Organism: Pelobates cultripes (western spadefoot toad)
Lineage: Eukaryota; Metazoa; Chordata; Amphibia; Anura; Pelobatidae
Source: the annotation of a GenBank genome assembly
AUGUCACACCGGAAGGCGGCGGCGAAAAAACAGAGAGGGGAUAAUCCCUCCGUCGCGGACAUGCUGGCCGCCAUUAAGCCAGCGCCACGUGGGAUGCAAGGUGUCCUCUUUGAGCCCCCCUGCCACACCAACGUCUCUCUAUGGCCAAGCAGAGGACCCCCAAUGUGCUAUACUGCAGUCGCUGGAGGAGGUAAAGGGGUACCUGGCAGGGGAGAUAGAGCGCACGGCCAGGGAGGUGAAGGCCGAAAUCCAGGCCAUUGGAGUCAGAACGGAGGCCCUGGAAAGCAGAUUGGAGGAGGUAGUGACGGCUCACAAUUCCACCACCACGGCCACCAAUGCACUUCUGACCAGGGUAGCUGCACUGGAAAUGGAGCUAGAGGACAGCUCCAACAGAACAAGGCGCAACAAUAUGCGCGUACGCGGCUUACCAGAAGAGGUACAAGAUGGCGACUUAGAACAAGUAAUGGUGGAAUGUUUCCGUGCCAGUCUGCCACAGAUCCCAGACCACUUAUGGCACAUUGACAGGAUCCACAGAGCACUCCGUGCAAAGGGCCCACAAAAUAGUCCACCCAGAGAUAUAAUCAUCAGAUGGCACUUUUACUCCACAAAGGAAGCCAUACUUAAACGGAGCAGGAACCACCAAUACACCUACAAAGGGAAGGAGCUCCAGAUCUAUCAAGAUAUCGCCCCAGCAACCCUGGCGAGAAGGAGGGAAUGGAAACCCGUCGCGGACCUCGUCAGAGCAAAAGGCCUACGCUUCGCCUGGGGAUUCCCCUUUAAAAUGCUGAUCUUCAAUGGCCCGAGACCUAUAGUCCUGUUGCCGUCCAUGGACCCCAGGGGGGUCCUUCGUGACCUGGGCAUCCACGUACCAGAUGAUCUCACCCUGCCACAGAGAGGCCCCAGGGCACUGGACCUCCUUCCCAGGGACUGGACAGAGCAUGGGUCGUGCCCCACCUAG